This is a messenger RNA of Nomascus leucogenys (northern white-cheeked gibbon), 1203 nucleotides long. RefSeq names its product RAB4B, member RAS oncogene family (gene RAB4B). Gene Ontology annotation, cellular component: endosome. Gene Ontology annotation, molecular function: GTPase activity; GTP binding. The record is from RefSeq and is a predicted model, not a curated record. Gene Ontology annotation, biological process: regulation of endocytosis; Rab protein signal transduction. Lineage: Eukaryota; Metazoa; Chordata; Mammalia; Primates; Hylobatidae.
GCCGGAGCGGGUCGCGCCGGAGGGGGGCGGAGGCGGAAGUGGCGGUGCCGGGCCCGGGGAGUAGGAAGGAGCCGGGGCUGUAGCCGGAGUGGAGCGGCUGCCAGCCGAGGAGCAGGCGCGGCCGCGGCGCCAUAUUGCGGCCCUCAGCGGCCGCGACCGAGUCAUGGCCGAGACCUACGACUUCCUCUUCAAAUUCCUGGUGAUUGGCAGUGCAGGAACUGGCAAAUCAUGUCUCCUUCAUCAGUUCAUUGAGAAUAAGUUCAAACAGGACUCCAACCACACAAUCGGCGUGGAGUUUGGAUCCCGGGUGGUCAACGUGGGUGGGAAGACUGUGAAGCUACAGAUUUGGGACACGGCUGGCCAGGAGCGGUUUCGGUCAGUGACGCGGAGUUAUUACCGAGGGGCGGCUGGAGCCCUGCUGGUGUACGACAUCACCAGCCGGGAGACGUACAACUCACUGGCUGCCUGGCUGACGGAUGCCCGCACCCUGGCCAGCCCCAACAUCGUGGUCAUCCUCUGUGGCAACAAGAAGGACCUGGACCCUGAGCGAGAGGUCACAUUCCUGGAGGCCUCCCGCUUUGCCCAGGAGAAUGAGCUGAUGUUCCUGGAGACCAGCGCUCUCACAGGCGAGAACGUGGAGGAGGCAUUCCUCAAGUGUGCCCGCACUAUCCUCAACAAGAUUGACUCAGGCGAGCUAGACCCGGAGAGGAUGGGCUCCGGCAUUCAGUACGGGGAUGCGUCCCUCCGCCAGCUUCGGCAGCCUCGGAGCGCCCAGGCCGUGGCCCCUCAGCCGUGUGGCUGCUGAGCCCUGUGGAGCCAGCUCACCUGUUCUCCAGGACCAGCCCUGCCCUUCCGGCUGGGGCCCAGGCCCAGGCUCCGAGAGGCCGUGUCCUAACCUGCCCUGGCCCCAGAGAAGCUGCGUUGCCACCUGUCCCCCUUCCCUGGCCUGGUGGGGCCUGGCUUUGGGGCAAGACUGAGCCACGGGGGAAGGGGGAUCCCGUACCUGCUGCUGCUUCCUCUGUCUUGGCUAAUGUCUGUCCCCCUGAACCCCUAACCAUACCCCAAGAGCUCCCAAAGCCUGAGACCAGGGUCAUUUGUCCCCAACUCCCCACCUGGCCCUGCUGUUGCUAGUACCUGUUAUUUAUUACCUGGAGGCCUGUCCAGCACCCACCCUACCCCCAUAAAGCAUUGUUUACACCUGUG